Exophiala aquamarina CBS 119918 is the source of this 624-nucleotide messenger RNA. RefSeq lists its product as uncharacterized. The transcript is spliced from 2 exons. Bases 1 to 624 code for a protein of 207 amino acids. The record is from RefSeq and is a predicted model, not a curated record. NCBI's taxonomy places the organism in Eukaryota, Fungi, Ascomycota, Eurotiomycetes, Chaetothyriales, Herpotrichiellaceae.
AUGGCUCUGCAGUCCCAAUCAUCUGAGGACUUCGAGAUCCGGUCGCUGGUUCUCCGAGAGAGAUUCUACAAAGACACCUUUCAGUGGGAUAAAUGGCGCCGAACGUAUCACGAUGACGAUGAAAAGACCUGGAUAGAGAUUGCCUGGAUCUCUGGCACGAUUGACAAAUUCGUUAGAGAGUCCAAGCAGAUGGCCAACAGAGUAUCUUCGACACAUUUCAUCCAGCCGGUGGAUGUGCAAAUACAUGGGGCCAAGGCAUUGGCUCAUUCUUAUGGCCACAUUACUUUGCGCUCCUCAGAUGAUGGGCAUGAGUAUGAUAUGGUUUCCUGGGGUUGGUGGAUUCAUCGAGCAGUGAAGGUUGAAGGGGCUUCAGGCACGUCCUGGAUGCUCGUGGCUAUGCGGUUCAUCUACGAUCGUGAUUCGAUCAUCCCGACAUGCCCCAGUUCUAAAGCUACGUUGGAUGUCCAUACCGCCGAGGGUGCCAGAAGUAGUUACAAGUAUCUUCACUGGGUCCUCACCAGGCGAGGCUACGAAAUAUCGGCCAAAUUGGCGGGCAGUGAUGAUCGCAGUAGCGUCGAAAGUCUGCGUGCACAGGAGGAACACUGGCUCAAUUCUACAGAGUAA